GACGAACGUGCAAACCCCAUUGAUGGCUGUUGCCAGCAAAAUCGACAGUGAAAGUGUGAUCUACGUCGCCUCCGCUCGACUAGCGCGUGGCGAUUUUUUCGAUCUACCAAUCGGCAUUCUUCUCGAGCUGUCGAAGCCCAUGUAAAGCCCCGCAGCAGCACGCUGACAGCCUGAAUCAGUACUGCGAGGAUGCACGCCACGCCUACCAUCUUCCCUCGGAAGUCAUAUGCCCAUCCGGAAAAUCGAGACGCGCGUAUAUUUUUGCGAGGCCAGUCGCGCAUAAAACCUCGUCCGCCUCGGCGAUGUGAUUCGCCCACCCUGCUUAAGCUUGCCAUCCCACCUUGGGCCCUUCCCCACCCCCGCGCCUCCCAAUCAUGAUGCGUCAAGCCGCAAACGUGCUCGCGUUUGCAAGCUUUGCUCUGGCUGACGUUCAACCCACUGCCCCUGAUCUCGGUGUUCCAUUCUCGAUCACCCAGUACUGGGGAGCCUACUCGCCAUAUUACAAUGCAGCCAACUAUACCGCACCACCGGACGGGUGUACCAUCAACCAGGUCAACCUUUUACAACGCCAUGGCGCACGGUAUCCCACUAGCAGCGAUGGUAAAGAUUUCAAAGCAAGCGCGGAGCAAUUGCAAAGUGCCAAAAGUUUCAAUGGCUCUCAGUACGACUUCCUCUCCAACUGGUCGUACCAGCUCGGCGAGGACGAUCUUGUUCCUUUUGGCGCUGCACAAUCUUAUGAUGCGGGUCAGACGCAUUACACACGUUAUGCAUCCCUGGUGAACUCGAGCAAUCUGCCGUUCCUUCGUGCAUCCGACUCGGAGCGCGUUGUUGAGACGGCGCUGAACUGGAGCGCAGGUUUCGCAUUUGCGAGUAGUGGCGCCUUGUCAUCCCCGCAGUUGACCGUUAUCAUUGACCAGUCUACCAAUGACACUCUCGACGACAACAUGUGCCCCAAUGCCGCCAGUUCUGAUGACGAGACGGACGCUUGGAAAGACGUUUUUGCACCGUCGAUCGAGGAUCGCAUCAACAACGACGCACCCGGCGCCAGCAUCGGCAAGUCAGACGUCGCCAACCUUCUCCAGCUGUGCCCAUUCGAGACCGUCGCGUUCGAGCAGCCGAGUCCGUGGUGCAACCUUUUCACGCAGGACGACUUCGAGGGCCUCGAAUACUACCUUGAUAUCGACGACUUCUACUCUACCGGCUACGGCAACUCACUCGGCCCGGUCCAGGGCGUCGGUUGGGUGAACGAGCUGAUUGCGCGCCUCACGGACCAACCAGUCCAGGACGCGACACAGACCAACAGCACACUCGACAGCGACCCCUCGACGUUCCCUCUCGGACAAUCAUUCUACGCCGAUUUCACGCACGACCACGAGAUGAUCGCGAUUUACUCCGCAAUCGGUAUUUUCCCACAGAGCGGCAACCUCAGCACGAGCGAGGCGGACCCGAACAGGACGUGGUUCAUCUCGCGCCUGGUACCGUUCUCAGCGCGCAUGAUUGUGGAGAGGAUGGACUGUGGCGGGACGGCGAACCUCCGCAUCUUGGUAAACGACGCAGUGCAACCGCUCGCGUUCUGCGGGAGCGGGAACGGACAGUGCACUGUCACGGACUUCGUGCAGAGUCAGUCGUUUGCUCGCUCGAAUGGAAAUGGGGUCUGGUCGCAAUGUUCCUAGUCAAGCUAAGCCAUAGGCAUUAAUUUUCGUACACGUGCUGCUUUUGUUUUAUCAGCGGUCCAUCUCUAACGAAUGUAUAUGGUUUGGGGUCCUGUGUACAUUUCCUCCACGCUCCGCAACCACUCCGACGCCUCAUCAAGAGUCAUGGCGCUGCUGACCUCCAUGCGAAUGUCCGCCGGGGUCAUAACGUGAGCAUUGUCAUCUGGUUGUACAGUCAUGACUUCCAUGGUGGAGAACCUCUCAUAAACAUCGGUCCCGUCGGUCCAGUGAUGUAGGAGGAUUGCCGUGUACGCUCUACUCGCAUCCAAACUUCCUGGGUGAUCAUAGUCCAAUAUGCCAACAGACAAUCCCGUCAGUGGGUAUCUCCAAUUAUUGUGGCAAACCUGUGUCAGGGGUCUGUCGCCAGGUAGCGUGUCAGCGAUGAAAGGCUUCAGAUAAGAUGCAUUGAUCGUCCAGUGCUCGGGUUUGCCUUCGUGUUGCUCCACCUUCCACACUUUACGCCACAUCACCUUGAUGCGUAGGCCAUGGUUCGUCAAUGCGAAGGUCUUGUCUCCCGCCAUCCCCCAUCUUUCCAUCUCUUCUGCAUUCCCAAAGUGCGAUAUGCUACCUCCGUUGUCGAUCGGGAAGCGAGGGUAACACUCCGGUCCGCUCGCCACGGCCGAGUUGUACCGAGACGGCUUCCCACCCCACGCAAAGAUUUCCCAUCGGUCGGUAUUCGCGACGAGCGCUUGCUGGAGACGCCAGAACGCGCGUUCUCCUUCUCCGUACGCGACGGAGAGAUCGAUAUCGAACAUCCCGAUGAGGCAAUAUGCCAUGUCCUCGAUGCGUGUCGUGCGUCUUCCCGCUGCCCACGAAAGCCGGUCUCGCACGCUGAAGCCGACGAGGCCAGGCGAGAAUGUGAUGACGUCGAACAGGGCAAUGUUGGUGAUGUUUGAUACUGCGUAGACCACUUCGUUCUUUACCGAGUCCCGCUUGUCGUUGUCCUGCUCGCUCAGCGGUGUCCAAUCUACGCAGAAGAACUUUAUGCGCGAAGGGGCGAUCAGCUCUUGCAAUGUCCAGCCGCGCGUAAACCACGCGUCGCCGGCGAGGUCGUGCAUCCCGUGCGUCUGCCCAAGAUGGAUGAUGCAGAUGCUUGAUUCCCGGUACCACCGAAACAUGGACCGGAUGGACUCGUCAAGUUCGGCACUGCUCGUCUUAUCGAUACAGCACGUGUCGCUCCACGCGAAAUCGCACCCGAAGGAACGUGCUUUCUCACAGAAGUUCAUUAGCUUGAUGGAUCCAGGACCGGUAAGAGUGCGAGAUUGGUCAAGGUCUUGGAACGUAGGCUCGCCGUUGUCGAGCCAGCGGUGGGAAAAGAUUGCGUAGCGAACAAUCUCCUUCACGAGGUCACGGACUCCAUUGAUUUCGAAGUCUCGUGAGAUGCUGGUAUUUCGAACGGCCGCCUGGAGGCGCUUGUCAUCAACUGCGUCGAUGGAGGGCUUGAAAUGCUG
This is a messenger RNA of Coniophora puteana RWD-64-598 SS2, 3163 nucleotides long. RefSeq names its product acid phosphatase. Gene Ontology annotation, molecular function: acid phosphatase activity. Lineage: Eukaryota; Fungi; Basidiomycota; Agaricomycetes; Boletales; Coniophoraceae. The record is from RefSeq and is a predicted model, not a curated record. The transcript has 5 exons. The coding region runs from base 375 to 1673 and encodes 432 amino acids.